Opisthorchis viverrini is the source of this 288-nucleotide messenger RNA. RefSeq lists its product as hypothetical. The record is from RefSeq and is a predicted model, not a curated record. The transcript is spliced from 2 exons. The coding region runs from base 1 to 288 and encodes 95 amino acids. NCBI's taxonomy places the organism in Eukaryota, Metazoa, Platyhelminthes, Trematoda, Opisthorchiida, Opisthorchiidae.
AUGAUAACCCCGGGAGUAACUUCAUCCAUGUUUAAUUACACUGGUAGAAAUGGUCUUAUCGCACAAUUAAUGGCGCUGGAGCAUCGAAUCUAUCGCCUUCAAUUCGUAGCUACAAUUUCCCGAACUAACCGAACCUGCCAUCGUCUCCAAUGCUUGGCUAUACCUCCCAUGCUCUCCUACUUCCCGGUAAUCGAAACUGCAGCAGCUGGAACCAAUGUACUCAUGAUGAAAUCAAAGGUCAGCACACAGUGGUCGCCAUGUCCUAGAGGAGCGUCAAUUGUUACCUGA